ACCAUCUUAGUUUAGCAUAUCAGUAGCUGAGGCUGAUAGGAGUGUGAAAUUUGAAAGUAUUAAGUCAAAACCAAAGUAUUGGUCAAAUAUACAUUUUUUUCCAAUUCAGUGAUUACCAUCUGCACACCUUAUUUGACAUAUGUGUCUGUUGGUUUCUUCUUUUGCAAUUUUCAGCCAGGUAGUCAGUGUGUCACCGUGCAUGUCAGUGUGCUUUGGCAAGAUGAGGAACUGAUCAAACAUGAGUGCAAGAGAUAGGCACAGAGAGUCCCAUAUUAGAGGAAGCCGCUAAAUAAUAAUUAAUUACAGGUUGGACAUCAUGAUCCCUCUCUGACUCUAUAAAUGGUGUCCAGGGCCAGCCUGUCAGACACACACAGGCACUGUUGUGUAGAUGAAUCUUUCUUGCAGCGACCGAUCUUAGUCAAAUCAACUGACAAAUUCACAUCAAGAUGGGGAACAUGCAAUGCCCUGCUGAGGACGCAGCCCUCCUGGCCUCUGUUGCUCGAGACAUCUGCCCUUUUCCAAACUACAGCCCCAGUCCUCUUUUUGCAGACUUGCUCUUCAGCAACUCAUCUUCUCAAGUGAGGAACCACUACACAGCAGUGCAGUCCUCCCUGACCCCCGUGCAGCUGGAGGACUUCACCCAGAACCUGAGGACCACUUUUGGCAGGGAGGGCAAAGUCACUCUCGGUGGGGUGGGGGUAGUGGCCUUGUCCCUGGCUGUGUUGUUUGACACUCUUGCUAGACAGGCCAGAGGAGAGUGGGUGCCAGAGUCAGGGCCUAUUCCUGGUUUAUUUGUCAAAGACCUGAGAGGGUACUACCCACCACAUGUCUACACAGUCAGUGAGUACCUGAGGCUCGUACCCCACAUUGCAAACAACCCCACCAGGAUGAGAAAGGAGACAGAGAGGUACUUCAGGCAACUCAUGAUUGAUGAACAAACUGUGAACAGAGAUCCAUACCUUACCGAAGAUGCCAUCGUAGGGGUCAACAAGUUGUUUGGGAAUGUAUUUGAAAACAGUUUGCACGUUCACCUCCUCCGUAUUACCAACUCUACAGUUGUAGAUAAUAUAAUGAAGUCUGUUAGCAACACUGAAAUAAGAGGUAAUGCAACUCAUGUCAGCAAAACCAGAAAGAAACGUUUGCCUCCCCCUGAAAACUCAGUUAUCUUCAACCUCAACUGUGAUCCAGAUGCAGCUAGCAAAGUUUUUUUGGCUGAAGUGAACAAAGCAAACGACAUGCAAGAGGCUUAUAAACGAUGUCUACCUUUCAACAUACCAAAGACAUGGUUGCAUUUCAUUGCCAGGCUAGUCUGGCUAGAUGUAAUCAACAACCCCAUGUUUGACUUAAAUCGUUUAAAGGAAUCACUGGUAGCUCAAAAACAAGAAGAUUUUGACCUAAAGGCCGAUGCACUCAGAAAAUGGGCAGAGUAGUUCACUGGUCAACUGUCCAAAUGCAGAUGAAAAAAUGAAAUAAAAGUUGAAGUUCAUCACUCUGUAA
Molecule: messenger RNA, 1497 nt
Organism: Epinephelus moara (kelp grouper)
Lineage: Eukaryota; Metazoa; Chordata; Actinopteri; Perciformes; Serranidae
Exons: 2
Coding region: 447-1430 (327 amino acids)
Source: RefSeq, a predicted model, not a curated record